Molecule: messenger RNA, 1980 nt
Organism: Acanthosepion pharaonis
Lineage: Eukaryota; Metazoa; Mollusca; Cephalopoda; Sepiida; Sepiidae
Source: the annotation of a GenBank genome assembly
AUGACUGCCAAACUAAACGGAGAAUCGAAGAAGAAAUCAAAGAAAAAAGAAACAAAAUCGGAUGCAAACUGUAAUGGGAAUGCAUCUAGUUCUUCUGAUGGCGAGAAACCCACAGAUAUUGACCCCCAGGUACAGGCUGGUGCAUUCACAAAUUUCCGCAUUUCUGAAAACACCAUUAAGAAAUUAAAGCAUAAUAGCAUUGAAUAUUUGUUCCCUAUCCAAGCACAGACUUUUGAUUUUGUUUAUGAUGGCCAUGAUUGUAUUGCACAAGCUCGAACUGGUACAGGCAAAACACUCUCUUUUGUUCUGCCUUUGGUUGAAAAACUUCAGAAGAAAAAGAAGACCAAAGAAGGCAGAAUGCCCAGGGUAAUUGUUCUGGUUCCAACUCGUGAAUUGGCCAAACAAGUCUUUGAAGACUUUUUGACUGUAUCAGGAGAUCUGUCUGCUUUUUGCAUCUAUGGUGGAGUGCCAUAUGAACCACAAGAACGUGCUCUAUGGAAGGGAUUGGAUAUUCUCGUUGGAACACCAGGCAGAAUUCUUGACCACAUUCAGAAAGGAAAUGUCAAUCUUAAGAAAACAAAGCAUGUUGUGUUGGAUGAAGUGGACCAAAUGUUAGAUAUGGGAUUUGCUGAAUCAGUGGAUGAAAUCUUGAAAGUUGCUUAUGAGAAAGAUGAGGAAAAUAAUAAGCCACAGACCCUCUUGUUUUCUGCCACCAUGCCCCCAUGGGUGUACAAAACAGCUCAAAAAUACAUGAGUAAAGAUGUGAAGAAAGUAGAUCUGAUUGGGCAGCAACAAGUGAAGACCUCAACAACUGUACAGCACCUUGCCAUUAAGUGUAACUUCCAGGAUCGUUAUGGUACAAUUGCUGACAUCAUCCAGGUGUAUAGCGGAAAUCACGGGCGAGCCAUUGUUUUUUGUCAGACCAAGAAAGAAGCUGAUGAGCUUGCUCUCAGUGCUUCUAUGAAGUUAGAUGCUCAUGUACUACAUGGUGACAUUCCACAAGACAAGAGAGAACUUGUUCUCAAGAGUUUCCGUGAGAGCAAAUAUAAAGUUCUCUUAACUACUGAUGUGGCUGCAAGAGGAUUAGAUAUUCCUGAAGUUGAUUUGGUUGUGCAAUGCAGUCCCCCUAAAGAUGUAGAUUCAUAUAUUCAUCGUUCAGGUAGAACAGGACGUGCUGGACGAUCUGGGACCAGUGUGUUGUUUUAUACGCCCCGUCAAGAACAGGACCUCAUGUGGGUUGAGCGGAGAGCAGGUGUUUCCUUCAAGAGAAUUGGUGCUCCAACCACGUAUGAUAUUAUAAAAACAUAUGCCAAAGAUGCUGCUAGAUCGUUAGAUAAUGUUCCUGAUGAAACCCUUGAAUUCUUCCGGGAAUCUGCUACAACUCUGAUUGAAGAGCGAGGAGCAGAAAAUGCUUUAGCUGCUGCAUUGGCUGUUAUCUCUAAAAGCACAAAGAUAAUUUCACGAUCUUUAUUGAGCUCAAAAGAGGGAUAUGUAUCUUAUCUGUUUAAAACCAAUAUAGAAAUACGAUCCCCAGGUUACAUGCUUAAAGCUAUAGAAAGACAGGUUCCUGAAAUAUCGUCAAAGGUUGGGCAGAUACGCUUGACAAAAGAUCGAAGAGGUGGUGUGCUUGAUAUUCCAAGUAAUCUGACUCAAAUUAUGGACAUGAAGUGGUUAGAUACAAAAUACGAAUCACUUGAAAAAGCAACAGAAUUGCCUGAAUUAAUGGAUGAAAAUCCUCCAAUGAGGAAUGACAGACGUGGCUAUGGCAAUACUGCUGGCAGCAGUGGCCGUGGAGGCUGGGGUCGUGACCGGAACUCAAGAGGAGGAUUUAGCAGGGGUGGUGGUGGAGGGAUGCGUAGGCCUGAUAAUGGUUGGCGAAAUGGAAGGGAACUACUGGUUGACCAUUUUUCCUUUUCUUUUCAGGGUUUUAGUAACCCUCUGCACAACAUCCAGGCAUCCUCCCUGUCUCAGAACCUGUAA